AUGGGAUUCUUUCUUUCGUUCUUGCUUUCUUUCUUUCUUUCUUUCUGCCUUUCUUUCUUUCUUUCUGCCAUUCUUUCUUUCGUUCUUUCUUCCUGCCUUUCUUUCUUUCUUUCCGCAUUUCUUUCUUUGUUUCUUUCUUUAUUUCUGCUUUUUCCUUUCUUUCUUUAUCUCUUUCUUUCUUCCUUUUCUUUCUUUCUUUUUUUUUUCUUUCUUUCUUUCUUUCUUUCUUUUCUGCAUUUUUUUUUUCUUUUCUUUUCUUUUCUGCUUUUCUUUCUUUCUGCCUUUUUCUUUCUUUAUUUAUUUCUGCUUUUCUUUCUUUCUUUCUGCUUUUCUUUCUUUCUUUCUUUCUGCCUUUCUUUCUUUCUGCUUUUUUUUUUUCUUUCUUUCUUUUAUGCAUUUCUUUUCAUUUCUUUCUUUUGCUUUUCUUUCUUUCUUUUCUUUUUUUUAUGCAUUUCUUUUGCAUUUCUUUCUUUCUUUCUUUCUUUUCUUUCUUUCUUUCUUUCUUUCUUUCUUUCUGCUUUUUCUUUCCGCAUUUCUUUCUUUCUGGUUUUCUUUCUUUCUUUCUUUCUUUCUCUUCUUUUUUCUUUCUUUCUUUUUUUUUUUCUUUCUUUCUUUCUUUCAAUCUUUCUUUCUUUCUGUCUUUAUUUCAUUUUGCUGUAUUUUUUUUUAUCUAUCUCUCUAUCUAUCUUGGUCUCUUCAUGUCUACCUGUCUCUCUUGGGCAUUUCAUAUCUAUCUAUCUAUCUACCUAUCUAUCUAUCUAUCUAUCUAUCUAUCUAUCUAUCUCAAUUUUUAUUGCUGGUAAUAUUUUUUUAUCUAUCUAUCUAUCUAUCUAUCUAUCUAUCUAUCUCAGUAUAUAUUGCCCUUCUUUUCAUUUGGUUUUUUCUUUCUUUUUAACUCAUUCGGACUUCUGCCCUUUUAACAUAAUUCUUCUGUUCUUUUGUUUGAUUUUUCUUUCUUUCUUUCUUUCUUUCUUUCUUUCUUUCUUUCUUUCUUUCGUUUUCUUCUAUCCAUCAUUUUCCAGUCUUUUUUCCUCCUUUUCUUUCUCGCUUUCUUUCUUUCGCUAUUUCUUUUUGUUUCUUAUUUUUCUUUUCCUUUGCCUUUUCAUUUCUUUUCUUCUAUCUUUUUCUUACUUUUUCCUAUUCUUUCGUUUUUUUCUUGCUUUCUUUUGCUCCUUUUGUUUCUGUUUUCUGUUUCAUUCUAAAUAUUUUCUUCUAUUUCUUCUACCCUUUCAUUUCAAAUUUCAUUUUUCGGUAUCUUUUCUCUUUUCUUUCACUUUUUUCUUUUUUUUCUUUCGUAUUUUCUUUCUUUUGAUUAUUUUCUUCUUUUUAUUCUUUCGUAUUUUCUUUCUCCCUAUUUUUCUUUCGCACUUUCUUUCGCUCAAUCCUUUUCUUUCACAAUUUCUUUUUUCUACCUUUUUCUUUUUCUUUUACAUCUUUUUUUUCUUUCGCUUUUUAUUCUUUUUUCCAUCUUUCAUUCGCACUUUUUUUCCGCCCAAUUCUUUUCUCUCACCAAUUGCAGGUAUCGUUUAA
Acanthosepion pharaonis is the source of this 1530-nucleotide messenger RNA. The record is from the annotation of a GenBank genome assembly. Lineage: Eukaryota; Metazoa; Mollusca; Cephalopoda; Sepiida; Sepiidae.